AUCUAAAAAAUGUUAAAAACCCAUAAACCAAAAUUUAGAUGGAAAGGAAACCAUUGAGGAAAAAGAGAGAAAACCUUAAUUUACCUACCUAUGUGGAUUGAAGAAAAUGAAAAAGAAAACCUUUUAGAGUGAAAAGAGCUUUUGAUUGUACGUUGCAAACUUGCGGUCUGUCCACGGCAAUUCUUAAAGAAUUGUCGUGGAUCAGAAUCCCCUCAUGCUUUAUAAACACCAAAACGCACCUCGAUUCAAACCGAACUCAACAAUCCCAAACAAUGGAGGCUCUUGCUUGGGCUCUUAGCGUAAUGGCAUGGCUAGCUGCCCUUGCCUUCCUUUCAAAAAUACUAACCUUCAAACGCCACCAACUGAAAUUAGCACCAGGUCCUAAACCUUGGCCGAUCAUCGGCAAUCUAAACCUUAUUGGUCCUCUCCUUCACCAAUCCAUUCACAAAUUGUCACAAAGAUACGGGCCAAUCAUGCAGCUCACGUUCGGGUCGUUCUCUGUUGUGGUUGCCUCAUCUCCUGAAAUGGCAAAGCAAAUCCUAAAGACACAUGAUCAUAUCUUUGCCUCUAGACCACAAACUGCGGCAGGGAAGUACACCACUUACAAUUACACCGAUAUCUUAUGGGCACCUUACGGACCAUAUUUCCGCCAGGGCCGUAAAAUAUAUAUGUCCGAGCUCUUUACCUCAAAAAGACUCGAGUCGUAUGAGUAUAUUCGUGUCGAAGAAAGAAAAGCUCUUGUCUCUCGCCUAUUUGCCUUGACUGGGAAGCCCGUUAGGGUGAAAGAGCAUCUCUUGCGCCUCACUCUAAGCGUUAUAAGUAGAAUUGUAUUGGGUAAGAUGUAUUUCAGUGAAUCCGAAUCCGAAACUUCAACAGGGACGCAAACGCCCAAAGAAUUCCAACAAAUGCUUGACGAGUGGUUCUUGCUUAAUUCGAAGUUGAACAUUGGAGACUGGAUUCCGUGGCUCAAUUUUUUGGACUUGCAGGGAUACGUCAAGCGAAUGAAGGCCUUGACGAAAAAAUUUGAUCAAUUCUAUGACCACGUUUUUGACGACCACAAGGUAAAGAGAGGAGUGGGAGAUUUCGUGCCAAAUGACAUGGUGGAUUUAUUGCUGCAGCUGGUUGAUGAUCCUAAUACCGUUGUUAAGCUCACUUAUGACAAUGUCAAGGGCCUCACUCAGGAUCUCAUGAUAGGAGGCACGGAAACUUCUGCGAGUACAUUGGAAUGGGCUAUGUCCGAGCUCUUGAAGCAACCGCACCUCAUUAAAAAGGCCACUGAAGAGCUAGAUAGGGUUAUAGGAAAAGACAGAUGGGUGGAAGAGAAAGAUAUCCCAGAACUCCCUUAUAUUGAUGCAAUAAUGAAGGAAACAAUGAGAAUACACCCUGCAGCCGUAAUGCUAGCACCACACUUAGCUCUUAAAGACUGUAACAUAGCUGGAUAUGAUAUUCGUAAAGGAAGUAUAGUUCUCAUAAAUACAUGGAGUAUGGGAAGAGACCCUUUGAUAUGGAACGCACCUGAAGAGUUCCACCCAGAGAGGUUCUUAGGAAAGGCAAUCGAUGUGAAGGGACAACAUUUCGAGCUGUUGCCAUUUGGCUCCGGGAGGAGGAUGUGCCCUGCUUACACCCUUGGACUAAAGAUGAUUUCUUCAACCUUGGCUAAUAUGUUACACGGAUUCGAGUGGAAAUUGCCAGACAACAUGAAGCCGGAGGAUUUGAGCAUGGAGGAAGUUUAUGGUUUGACAACAUCUAGAAAGUUCCCACUUGUUGCUGUCACGAAGCCACGACUCCCACCUCAUCUUUAUUAGUUGUGAUGGUGGACCAUCUAGGGCCAUGUGGUUUGGCCGAAUAAGUGCUCUUUUACUUGAAGCGCAAGCAAGUUAUUUUCUUUUCUUAAUUUCAGCUUUGAUAGGUUCAAUAAUGGGCAUGGCCCUAUAUUUUUUAGGGUUAGUAGGGUUUGUUGUUCCUUAGCGAUUUCUAUAUAAGGAUAAGUUUGUAAGAAUUUGAUCAUUGAUUGAAUAAUGAAGUUUGCCCUACGGCCUCUUUCUUCUCUUU
Molecule: messenger RNA, 2052 nt
Organism: Alnus glutinosa
Lineage: Eukaryota; Viridiplantae; Streptophyta; Magnoliopsida; Fagales; Betulaceae
Product: trimethyltridecatetraene synthase-like
Exons: 2
Coding region: 273-1805 (510 amino acids)
Molecular function (GO): oxidoreductase activity, acting on paired donors, with incorporation or reduction of molecular oxygen; monooxygenase activity; iron ion binding
Source: RefSeq, a predicted model, not a curated record